This is a messenger RNA of Rotaria sp. Silwood2, 228 nucleotides long. The record is from the annotation of a GenBank genome assembly. Lineage: Eukaryota; Metazoa; Rotifera; Eurotatoria; Philodinida; Philodinidae.
AUGACACCAACUACAAAAGUAACAUGUGAUACAUCAAAUGUUGUCAAUAUUUCAAAGGUUCGAUUAAAUCAAGGCCAAUUAAAAAUAUUAUCAAAAGGUCUAAAAUUCGUUCCAACACCAACAACAAUUAAUACAGUUACAACUAUUGCAAAUUGUGAAACAGUAUUACAGUCAACGUCAGAAUUGAUAAAAGAUGCAGCUAUAUCAGAAGUAUCAAUAUUUAUUUAA